This is a messenger RNA of Chaetomium globosum CBS 148.51, 780 nucleotides long. RefSeq lists its product as uncharacterized. Bases 1 to 780 code for a protein of 259 amino acids. The transcript has 3 exons. The record is from RefSeq and is a predicted model, not a curated record. NCBI's taxonomy places the organism in Eukaryota, Fungi, Ascomycota, Sordariomycetes, Sordariales, Chaetomiaceae.
AUGCGCUCUAUCGGUGCUUUCUCUUCUAUAGUUAUCCUUUUCGGCGCACUGCAAGCCGUGUUUGGACACCCCCUAGCCACCCAAGCAGCUGAAUGCGACCGCUUGGUUUUGGCUAAGGCAUCUGAUGCUUACAUCGCCACACAAGCGGCGGGCAACGUUACCCUGCUUCAGAGGGUUGUUUCCGAUGGUUGGGAAUACGAAGAAAACAACAAAAGGAAGGACCCCGCCCAAGGGGUACUGAGCAAGGCGCUCAAAAUCGACCACCGCCGCACCAACUUUGACCUCGUGGCAUGCGCAACGUACACCGAGGUUAUCGUCAGCGACCCAGCCAAUCCCUAUGUCAUUGGAACCCAGAUCCGCCACGGAGAUGAUGGCCGUGUCACACUCAUCGACACCAUCGCCUCUACGACAAAUUCGUGGCUGUUUGACGCCAAGAAGACGCUUGAGUACGUGCUGGGGGAAACAUGGGAUCCAAUCCCCGAGGACAAACGUGACAAGAGGGAUUUUAUCCAGGCUGCUGGUGAUGCCUAUCUUGACAUGUGGAGCAACGCUACAGCCUCAACAGCUGUUCCCUGGGGAACGCCCUGCGUUCGACUCGAAGGGUCUGUGUAUACCGGAAAGGGGAGGCCUGACGACUCUUGCAAACCCGGAAUCCCGUCCAACUCCAGCCAGGCGCCCAAUACCCGCCGCCGAGCAAGAGAUAGGACAGGUGAAAUACCGGUUGCUGCGGUACAGCUGAAGCCUCCUUCUCUAUAUUAUAGGUAUGAGGACUAUAUAUAA